AUGAAGUCAAGAUUAAAAAACUCGGAGAGAAAUCUGUUCAUUGUCACCUUGUUCAUGGCCUUCACUAUCGUCAUCAACUCAAUAGUGCGGGUUCGCCUGAAUCGAAAAAGAAAUGAAAUUUAAGAAAAAAAUCUACAGGUUUGCUUCUUGUUACCGAGUAUAGCAAAAGGCAUCUACAUUGAUUACCUGAUUAUGGCACAAUUUUUAACGAUCGACUUUUGCAAUGUCUGGUGAGGUUUUCUGAGAUUCGAUUUCUAUAAAAUGGAAAAGGAAAAAAUACAUUAAUUUCCAGCACCCCAUUCGUCAUGAUCAACAUGAGCGAAUCUCUGCGAAAGGUCCUAUUCGAGUUCAAAAAACCUGAAACCUUGAUUUUUUUCUACUGCGCAAUCCGUCUCGUCGAUCCGCCCGAAGAAAUAAUGUUUUUUUAGAAUUCGUAAAGAAAAAAAUAUAUUUAUAUCAAUUAGAAUUGGCUGUUUUGAAAUAAAAUGUAAACAACAGCCAUUUGGAAGGAAGGAUGUUUUUAAAAGUUAAAAUAAAGUGUUUUCGGUCGUUAAAAUUCAGCUAGCCGACUCUAAAAUUUUUUUAAAUUUAAAUUUUAGAGUCGGCUAGCUGAAUUUUCUUUAACGACUGAAAAACACUUUAUUUUAACUUAACUUUAAAUGUUUUAACUUAACUUCAAAUUUUUAAAGCACUUUCUAAACUUCUUCAAAACGGAAAAUUUGAAAGAUGCGGCACUCCUCAAAAGUAACAAUAAAAAAAAAAUUGACAUCAAAAAGUGCUGACAAUUUGGAGCAAAAAUGAAUCAAAAAACACAACCGAAAAAUUCUUAAAUAGAAACUAAAGACGAAGUUUUUUUCUUCUUCUAAUUGCAUACUUUGCCGCCAUGUUAAAUUGUCUCUUAUUAUUACUCUCACACACGUUUCACCGAAAAAAAUGGCAUUUAAAGAAAGGUGGGGUUAUUUUCCACUCUUUCUGCAGGAAUGAAUUCCUCCGAGUACCCUCCAACCCUUUGUGACCCCAGUUUUGAUGUCGGCGUCGAAAUUUUCAAAUACUGUCUCACAAUAUCGUAUUUGAUUCCUACUCUAAUCGUCGAUAUACUUAUCGUGAGAGCCAUAUUUUUCUCGUCGGAACGAGAAAACUUCCGAAAGAAUGCCUUUUUCAUUAUUUUCGGCAUCGACACUUGCAUGGUGAGACUGUUUUGAAUCAUUAUAGCUGUGUAUAUAUAACUGUCGAUUCUUUUCUCCCAAAUAAUAAUGAUUUUACGAAUGCGAAACGGUCAUUUUUAAGAAAACGGAAAAAGUAGUAAACGUGCGGAAAUAGGAAACUUAUUCUGAAAAUACCGUAACGCGUAUUGCCAUUCUAAGUAAGGUCAGAUGUAAAUCUUUUUCAGAGGAUAGUGUACAUUUUGAUGGAUAUUUUUAUUUUCCGAUUACUUAUUCACAUUACCUCGUUAUGCUGGCCGCUAAUUUCAGUUUUUGGUUAUUCUGAGCCAACUUAUAUUCUCACUCCUAUCUACUUCGUUACCAAUUACUUACAAGCCCAAAAGUUCAUCUUACAAUGGGUUUUGUCCAUUAAUAGGAUGACCUGCGUUGUGUUUCCAACUCGUCAUCUCAAGGUAAAAUAAACGAACUUCUCAAAAUGUGGAAUAUUUUUCAAGCUUUGGAAAAAAAGUCUUCCAUUCUGUAUCGGAUUUGUUAGUGUUGCGCCAAUGACCGUCGUUUGGAACUUGGCUAUAUCAAAGUGUUUCUUGAUUGAAGUACUCGGAGGCCUCACGAUCACCUAUGAUAAUACUGUGAACUGGGUAUAGUAUCGUUUUCAAAUCAAUAAAUAAGUCUUUUGAGGCUAUUUUGGCUCUGUUCAUGGUGAUUCUGAGUGUCAUAACACUGAUCAUACUUGUGGCUACGACGACUGUUACUUCAAUCGGAUUGGUUUCAAUGAAGCCAAGGUUGAAAAACUCGGAGAGAAAUCUGUUCAUUGUCACCUUGUUCAUGGCCUUCACUAUCGUCAUCAACUCAAUAGUGCGGGUUUUGAUUCAUUCAAAGACGCAGUUUCGAAAAUUGAACUUUUCAGGCUUGCUUCAUAAUAAAAAGCAUUGCCCAUGGCAUCUAUAUAGAUUACUUGCUUAUAGCACAGUUCUUAACUAUUGAUUUCUGCAACGUUUGGUGAGUUUCUCAUUCAUGUUCUUGAAGAUCUAAAAGCAUCAGAAAUCAAUAUAAAACGUAAUUUUUCAGUACUCCAAUCGUCAUGAUCUACAUGAGUGACCCUCUGCGAAUGGUAUUGCUAGAAUUUCAAACACCAAGAACCGCCCUCGUACCUUCGCCGCAAUCUGUCGCGUCUAUCCGCUCAAAACAAUGA
Molecule: messenger RNA, 2355 nt
Organism: Caenorhabditis auriculariae
Lineage: Eukaryota; Metazoa; Nematoda; Chromadorea; Rhabditida; Rhabditidae
Source: the annotation of a GenBank genome assembly